Messenger RNA from Tarenaya hassleriana, 1705 nucleotides. RefSeq lists its product as uncharacterized. Lineage: Eukaryota; Viridiplantae; Streptophyta; Magnoliopsida; Brassicales; Cleomaceae. The transcript has a single exon. The record is from RefSeq and is a predicted model, not a curated record. The coding region runs from base 255 to 1397 and encodes 380 amino acids.
UAUACUGAUGAAAAAAUACACAUGAAAUUGCGUCGCAUCUACUCUUUCACCUUUAUUCUUCCAUUGGCAUCUCCUUUCCCUCCUGUCUCCUUCGCCUUUACACUCCUCUCCUUUUCCUCUACGUCCCCAUCAUCAUCAUCAUCACCUUCACACACCUCUCUAAUGGUGUAAAAACCCUAGCUCUGUCUUUGCAUUAUCAGAGACAAAGCCUAAAGCUUCAAAAGUUAUAGCUCACACUGGUCGGUUUCAUAUCAAUGGCGGCGCGAAAACUCGGAACAACUUUACGUUACUUCUUCUCUCUUCUGUUUCUCUUUGUCGGCUGCUUCUUUCUCUCGCGCUGCGACGGCAGAGAGAAAGAGAAGGUGAGGAAGGACAAGAAGAAGAAGCUGAAGGCAGUUUCGUCUUUUCCUUCUGGCGGGUUGUCGUCUUCUUGGUCGUAUCUUAAGCGGGUUUUCUUAUCCACCGCGAGGAUAUGCAAAUCCCGGAACCAAACGCACCCCAACGUCCCCAUCACGACCUUGACCUCCGCAAGAUCGUCUCAGAACUCGCUGGUCACUCUUAUCCAGCCGGAAAAUACUGUACCCGACCCGGAAACCCUGAACGGGUUAUCGUGCCCGGAGUCCGAUGUAUCCUCUGAUCCUCUUUUCUUCCCCCUGCGUAACGAUAUUUUCCCCUGCACGGCGUGCGGCGAAAUUUUCGAGAAAUCCCAAUUUCUCGAGCAGCACCUGGCGAUCAAGCACGCGGUUUCGGAGCUGAUCGACGGCGAAUCGAGCACGAACAUAGUGAAGAUCAUAUUCAAAUCGGGUUGGCCCGAGAAGGCGGCGAAGAACCCGGAAAUCCACCGGAUCCUGAAGAUCCACAACAGCCCGAAGAUUCUCGCGAGAUUCGAGGAGUACAGAGAGGCGGCGGCAACGCGGCGGCGAUGGGACGAGAGGUGCGCCGCCGACGGGAACGAGCUCCUGAGAUUCUACUGCUCGACGUUCAUGUGCGAUUUGGGGCGAAACGGUAAUUCUGCACUCUGCGGACAACAGUACUGCAGCAUCUGUGGGGUCAUCAAAGGUGGGUUCUCGCCGAAGAUGGACGGGAUCGCGACCAUGGCGUCGAGCUGGAGAGCACACGUGGCGGUCCCCGAGGAGGUGGAGGAGGAGUUCGGGUUCAUGAAUGUGAAACGGGCUAUGCUGGUGUGCCGGGUCGUGGCUGGUCGGGUCGGGUGCGACUCGGUCCCGGAGGAGGAUGAUGACGUGGACAAGGAAGACCGGGGGUGCGACUCUUUGGUGGGGUCCGGGACGGGAAGUGCGAGUGGGACCCUCAUGAGGAUCGACGAUGAAGAGCUUAUAGUGUUUAAUCCAAGGGCUGUGCUUCCUUGUUUCGUGAUAGUGUACACGGUGUCAGCGUGAUCAACGGUCGUGAUUCGUGUGUGUUGAUAUAUAUAUACACAUAUAUAUAUAUAUAUAAUCCCUUUUUUCGCGCUCUGUUUUAGCGGCGAGGGUUUUGGGUUAAUAGAUGUGAUGUAAUGUGGACCGUUGAAUUUGCGAUGGACGGUGAUGAUGAGGUUUGUCUCAGGUUAGUGGGGGAUGUGGAAGUGAUAGGAAAGGCCCCAUGUGUGUUAGCUUUCAUAUGAUGCAGUGUCAAAUGUAAUAGAUGAGUCCAAAGUCUCUGUGUAAUUACUUUGCCCUUUUAUUUUCGUAAAUGUUUUUUUAACGGA